Symbiodinium sp. CCMP2592 is the source of this 7362-nucleotide messenger RNA. NCBI's taxonomy places the organism in Eukaryota, Dinophyceae, Suessiales, Symbiodiniaceae. The record is from the annotation of a GenBank genome assembly.
AUGGGCUUGACGUUGUCACUGCGAGCAUACCACCAGUGCUACCCCUGCACGAACUUGAGCCAUAUGCAGGGACCACCACUUGCACUUGUCGAUUCCGCGGGACACAGACACGUUGCAAUUUCUCCGCCUUUGGCCAAGUACGAAUGGGUUGUGCUUCAGUUUGUGAUGCAGGAGCAAGAUCUUCCAGUCUCCAUCGCUUGUAGCGACUCUGAGGCUGCAAGGCUGCGAGAUACUGGACUCACGCUGCGCAGUGCUCACAUUGAGACGGCCCAGGAACAGCGACGGGAAGCUGUCCUUCCUGGGGACCCACCGCCCACGGCACACACACGGCGCAUGGCCAACCCAGGUUCCAGACCCACUUGUGAGUGCCUUCCCGCAGCCAUGUUCGAAAACGAGCAGGGAGUUGCGGAGCCCCUCGGGGGACCGGUGUUCCCCAUUCCCGUUGAGCCGGAAAUGCACAUGCAGGAUGUUUUGGACUCCCUCCUCCCUUUUACCACCGCGGAUGUUGCUGUGCAGCUCAGGCUUCAAGGUCAGGCAGCGCCGUUCCUGCAGGAUCAGUUCGGUGCCGUUGUGCUUCAGCUUCCCUUGGACUUAGAUCAGCUUGAUUGGUUGGUGAUCCGUCCCAGGGGAGGCAGUCCCUUUCUGGCGCAACUAGGGGCCAGCACCACAAGUACCACAACCUUGAUGCGUAUGCGGGAAGACGAGACAUUAAGCUUUGCCCUUGUACAUGGACCCAAAGUGUUGCGCACCUCGCCCUUGGUUGUCCGUAGCUCUAAGCCAGAACUGGCGCUGGCUGUCUUAGUUGGCACCUACGCUAGACAAACCAGGCUUCCAGAUGCCGGUUCGGUGCAGAUGUUGCAGGCCUUUCCCUUGCGUGAAGAAGGCAGGUUUCUCGUGCCCUUCGUUCUCACCUGCGGUUUCGAGGACAUGAUUUCUGUCGUCAUCGACACGACCCUUAACGGUCGUGGAAUGUACUCGAUGGAAGCACCGGCAGGGACAUGGCCAGAGCAGCUGCUCACACCGGCUCAGAAAGAACAGGAGCUAACCUUUCUUGUCAACGGACUGCCGAUGCAUGCCAUGCGGCGGCCCAUUGAAACAGGAGAUUAUCUCCAGCUGGUGCAUAUCAAUGCGUUAGGGCAGCCCACAGUCACCCCGGCUACCUACCUCAUGCACUGUGUACAGUCUCUUCGACUGUGGUCGCUUCCUGUUGCCUUUCCGCCACUUACGCAUGUGAGGGGCCCCCUGGGCACAGCUCUUGCUGAACGCAACAAUCGGGCCUUCAUGCGUUUCUUCGAAGAGCUUGCUACACGCCGGCUCGAGAUUUUUGGCAGAUUUGGAGUGGGGUCCAACUCUCUUUGGCUACUGAGCGCCCGGCAUCCGCCUUUUCAAUUUGCCAUUGAGUCGCCAUAUCGACCGACACUCGAAGAGGCGCAGGAGGUUUUCCGUGCAGCGGGCAUCUUUACUGCAGCAGAUAGGGUCACUGAAGCUGAGAGGGCGAUCAGUAUUGCCGGUACUGCUUUUGUCCGCUUUCGGGAUGAUGACCCCUUCCUUACCAUACUCAUGCCUGCGCCACUCCAGCCGGAGUUCUUUCACACGGCGGCCAUUUCACAGACCCUUCCUCCGCCACUCCGGUUGCUGCCACGUUCACAAUACACUGCGGCGUACGCACCUCUGCCUCUUGCGCAAGGGGUGGCUUACUCUCUGCUUGUACCAUCAGCCACCUCAGCAGACAAGGCGGCGCGCACAAGACCUCGACCCGCAUCACUCUCAGGUAGCUUGAGUCUACUGCAAACGAAGGUCAGGCUGCGCAAGGUCUCGGUUGCCACACCGAUGGGACGACGUCAUUUGCCAGCCGGUGGCGUCGAUAAGAGUGGGUCUUCAGCAGGGAUGACCGCGACAGCGAUGCCUACGGAUCGCGCUCCUCUCAACCUAAGCCACUGUAUCCCUCCCGCCGGUACCGGCCCUGAAUCGGUCGGUGAGGAACGCAGGAGUGCGAGCCUGCGCUUUGGUGCCACCCUCGAAAUGUUCGACUAUAUCUUUGCCUCUUGUGGCGCUGAAGUCUUCCAGCUCGACUGGUGUGCUGUGCCCGGGAUCCCACAAUGUUCGGCUGAUUUCAUAAGGCGGCUUCCCAGGGCUUGCCCAGACAAUGAGGCACUUCAGCUUUUUGUUGAUGGUUCCUAUUACCCGGACACAGGUGCGGGGGCGUCGGCCGGUUGGGCCAUCAUUGCCAUCGGCUUUCAACAUGGCGAAUGGUGCUGGAUUGGAGCCUGCGCUACCGAGGCUCCAGUCGCAGGCUCGAAGUCAACCUUCGACACUGCAGUGGCAUCCUGCUUCGAGGUUGAGCUUUCGGCCAUUGCUCAUGCGCUUGCAGUUGCGAUCGCUUUGCCCAUUCCGGUUCUUAUCGGAUACGAUUCCACCUCAGCAGGCGAUCUCGCCCAAGGUUUAGCCGUGGCUAGCCAACAAACCGCUCUCUCAGAUGCCGUUGUGUCCCUUGCUCACCUUUUGGAUGCCUUGGGGCGAAAACCCCGGUUUCUUCAUAUCCGCUCCCAUACACAGCAUCCUCUGAAUGAGCUUGCCGACCAGACUGCCAAAAUGGCGGCGUGCCGCCAGCUACACAGUGACAUUCCUGGAGUUUUGGCGGAAGCGGCCAGAGAAGGCCCCUCUACCAGUGGGCCGUCGUUGGCACAGGUUUUGGGCGAGCCUCCUCAACCGGGAGAUGGCUUGCUCAACUUCAAGUUGUGUGAAAAGCUGUACUGGGACCCGUCCGGGUUCAGUGUAGUCCUGCGGCGACCCAGGCUUCUGCUGGUUUUCGCAAAAAUAGGCUGCCACCGACUUGCCAUCUUGAAUGCUCACGCGCCGACUUCCCGGGCACCUGCAAGUGAGCGCAAAGAUUGGUGGGCCAGUCUGCAUCAGGCCUUCUCCAUGAUUCCAUGCAACUGUACGCCGAUUGUCCUACUUGAUGCCAACGCGUGCCUAGCCAGCCCACCCGGGAGUGUCUCGGACAAUGCUGAUAUGUUGCGCAGCUUCCUUAACCGGCAUGAGCUCUCCCAUUCGGACUGUUUUGAUAAAGAAGGCAAAGAGGUUGUGACCUGGGUCAGCCCCAUUGGCCAAGGGGUCUGCAUCGAUUAUGUCCUCUUUCCACACCUACUUCGGGCAGGGGUCCUUUCCCUUGGGCCUGCUACCAACUUCGAGGGCUUAGUCGACCAUGAUCACAAGCCUGUCAUCGUUGAAAUGAGCCUGCAGCAACGGGUUUCUAAGACUGAAGCCCAACCCCGUUUGGAUUUGCAAUUCCUUGGCACUGCGCAGGGACGACUUGCCCUCAACCGUUUACUCCAGAACAUGCCAGCUGUGCCUUGGACUGCUGGGGUUGAUGAGCAUCUUGCAGCCAUCAACUCACACCUCACACACGGCUUGACACAGAUCUGCCCAAAGCUCAAGCUAGGAGCCCGAAGGCCUAUCACCUCUGAGGCUACUUGGCUUGGUAUCCAGCAUCGCAGGGAGCUGCGCAGAGAAAGCCAUCGUCAGCGCAUCUUCUCCCAAUUCACUCUGCUCCGCGAUUGCUUUCUGUCUUGGGCCAAAGGACAGCGUGUCAUCACUGCGGACACGCACUUGCACGGCUUGCACCAGGGCCUACUUUGUUUACAAAUCAAUGCUGCCAGCCGGCAAGUGGCCAAGCUUGCCAAACAAGAUGCCGCCCGAGCCACCAAACAGAUCUUCCAGGAGGCGCACAAGCAGGGCCCAGAGAGCCUCUUCCGACUUUUCAAGGGUGUGAUGAAAGCUGGAAGAGGGUAUAAGAAGCCCAAUCUAUCCCCAGCUUUGUUAAUGGCAGACGGAGCUGUGGCGCAGGAUUCACAAGCCGUGCUCGGACAACAUUUCGCUACGGCGGAACGGGCGACACCGGCCAGGGCGGACGACAUCACUACCCAACCGGCCAGAGAGGAAUGCGCUGUCCUCAGUGCGGUUGAUUCCGUAAGCCUUCCACACCUUGCCCAUGCUUUCGGUUCCAUGGCCACUCGCAAAGCAUCUGGGCUCUCCGGAGUCCCUUCCGAGAUUUUCAGGUUUGCACCCGGGCAGGCCGCAGCUGUACACACUCCUUUAAUCCUGAAGAUGCUGAUGCGUGGACAGUCGCCACUGUUGUGGCGAGGAGGGCGAGCUGCCCCCAUCGAGAAACCCGGCAAGAGUUUGACGACUCCAGGGGGAUGGAGGUCGAUCAUGCUCAUGGAGGCCGGAGCAAAGGGCCUAGGUGGUGCGCUUCGUGGUGAGUUGCUCCGAGGUUUUGUCGCCAUCAGACUAGAAGGACAGGGUGGCAGCAGACCCCACGCACCCAUGCAGACAGCCAUGUCCCAGGUCCGAGGUUUCCUUACAGAGCUGCAUUCCAAGCGUCGUUCGGGAGCUGUCGUUUUUGUGGAUGGACAGACGGCCUUUUAUGCUACCAUCAGACAAAGUCUCGUUGGGCGGGACGCGGACUCCACCCUCGACUACCUCAAUCAGCUGGCCUGCACGCUUUUCAAUGAUGAUGAGGCCAGAGAUCGCUUCGUCGCCUCAGCUGUGGCUCCGGGGCUGCUAGCCAGGUGUGAUGUUCAACCAGAAGUGCGGCGUCUCAUUGCAGCCAAUCUGGACAGGACGUGGUUUUGCAUGGGGCGGCAUGGAGAAGAGGCCUUUAUCACCCACACUGGCACUACGCCGGGUGCACCUCUGGCCGAUUUGACCUUUCAAUACAUCUUUUCCACUGCACUCAGACAAUUCCGAACAAAAUUCAUCGAGUCGGGAUGCGGUGCCCAGCGAGACAUUCAGGUCCCGGCACCGACCUGGAUGGACGAUUUGGCGGUGCCCUUCGCUACCGAAACCCCAGCAGAGGUCAUACCUACGGCGUCAUGUAUCCUUCGCGAGGUCGCCACAGCCUUUGGUGAUAUAGGCAUUGCGAUUAACUGGAGCCAAGGCAAAUCAGAAUUGCUGCCCAUUUUCUAUGGAUCCGGCGCCAAGUUACAUCGCACACGUUGGUGCGCCACCGAGGGAGCCACCUUUCCCGUCACCCUUCCAGAUGGCACCGACACCUCUGCGCAUAUAACCCCCGCGUAUGUCCAUCUCGGGUCUCUCGCUGACAUAAAGGGUGGUGAUACGGAAGAUAUUCGGCGGCGGCGCACUCUCGCUCGAGAGCUUCAAAAGCCGCUCAUGAAGCUUUUGUGCAACCCUUUUCUUGAAGGGCGAGAGAAGACAGACCUUCUUUUGUCCAUGCCGGUUGCGCGGUUCAAGCAUGGUGCGGGGCUAUGGCGACUGGAGACAAAGAAGGAAAGAGAGGCCUUCCAUUCCGGGUACAUGGAGCUACUACGCAGGGCAUUCCGCCCUAUUGUGGGUUGCUCAUCUCGGGGCCUACACGAUGAUGAGAUCUGCGAUGGCUUGGGUGUUCUUAGUUCCGAGGAGCUCAGAGCCAUCGAGAUCCUGCGCCAUGCGGCGUGGCUUUGGAAUGCUGAUUCUGAGUCCAUCCGUGCCCUUUGGUUUCAGGAUGGAGCCAGUCUGAUCCCCUCCUGGAGGGCUCUUGAUUCAGCUCGUCAGCACGGACAUUCCGCACUGCCGCAGCAGCAGCUGCACAUGCGAGCAAGACACAUGGCGAUCUUGCCAAGGAAGGCGCCCGAUUGCCUUCAUGUUCUCGAUGCUGCCGACAUCGAGGCCACCGAACAUGAACUGCCUGAUUUCGUCCGGCGCCUUGUCGAGCUGGGGCACGCACACCACCUGCGCGAUGAAGAUCUCCCCUUGUCGAGCUCUGCGCGAAGCGCGAGCUGGACAGUUUUUGAUAACUGGGCCACCGGCCGGCGCGUGCAAGCGGAGCAGGCGAAGCAUCGUGAGCUCCUGGCCGAGACCGGCCUUGCCGAAGAGAGACAGAGGCUGCGGCGGAGGCUGGAUAUGCAGAAGGCGAUUUUAGCGCGUGAGACGCACAAGAAUAGUGUGGAAGUGUGGUACCGAAACAGGGUCGACGAGGACCGAGAUGGACCGGCUAUCCCUGGAGAUUCGUGUCCAGCCGCUCCCGCCAAGAACGAUGUCUAUGUGCCUCAUGCUGCAUGUGAGGAAAGUAUGAGUUUCGGGCACCAGCUUGCGAGGGGCGAGUAUGUGUGGACACUUCAUCAGUUUUCCUGGCUGCCAACGGUGCUUCAGCAGCGUGAGCUAGGAUACUUGGAGUCAUCUCACUUCCAGGUGGGCAAGUUCACCUUCGAGUUUGUCUACAAUCCUCAUGGAGGUGCUCUCACACCCUCCAUGACAGGUCAGUGCGGCUCCCUUGCCAUAGCACCAUACGAGUCCUCGGAGAUAGCAUUGCGGUGGGGCAUCUACAUCAAGAAGUGCGGAGGAGACUUCGUGCAAUGGGGAAAAACGUGUUUUGAAGUCCAUGACGGUUCCGAGACGGCGUACGGCCCUGAUGUUCACGAAGCUUCAAAGGCACCGGCUAAAGUGGGCAUCUUCGGCCUAACGCACGAAAAGCUCCUGGAGUCGCCUUGGGUUGAGAAUGACACGUUGACGGUGAAGUUUGUUUUGGAAGUUCGUCCAGACGAGCACUUCAUGUCCCAGCUGCUCCGUCCGACCGUCGAGGUUCCCGGUCCCACUUUGAGUCGCGACAUGCAAGCCUUGUUUGAGGACGGCAUCUGCAGCGACGUGCAGUUCAAGGUGCAGGAUGAGAUGAUCCCGGCGCACUCACAUGUUCUCUUCGCCAGAUCGGAAGUAUUCAGGAAGGAGCUCACCGGCGGCAUGCAGGAAUCUGCAUCGAAAGUGGUCUGGAUUGAGGAUUGCGAUGUGGCUACCUUCAAGGCUUUCCUGCGGUUCAUUUAUACCGACUGCCUCCCCAGCGUCGCAGAGCUCUCUGGCGGAUCGGGUGAGGCGAAAGCUUCCGAGCCGGACUUGUCGAGGGUGCAGGCGUUGCUGGCCGUCAGUCACAAAUAUCAGACGACGAGGCUUCAGCUGUGGUGCGAGAAUCAGCUUUGUCAGGGGCUCAAGAUUGCGGAGGUCUGCAGCAUCCUCGAGCAAGCGAAUCUGCUCGACGCGCAGCAGCUUGUAAAGGCUUGCCUCUCCUUCAUCAAGGACCAUCUUACCGAGGUCUUUAAGCUCCCGGAUUACAUCGAGCUGGCGAAGAGGUGGCCGGACGUGGGGAUGAAGAUUAGCCUCGUCUCUGCCGGAGUACCCGAAGCCAAGGCGGAUGAAGUGGUACAGGCAUCCAAGAAACGGAGGCUCGAGGAUGGCGCACUUCGUGCUCAGACAGGCACGAAAGCCCGUUCCCAGGGGAAGCCGACGCGUCGACGUCCCUGCCGAGUUCUUCGGAUGGACAGGAGGCCCCGAGUUUCCCAUGCUUUGCGGUGCCGGGCUUGGGGUUUUGGUUAA